CUGCGCUCGUUCUAGUCAGAUAGGCUCCGCGACGGGGGCCAGUCAGUCCGGAACGCAGCUGGAGUAAACAUUUGGGAAAGACCAACAAGUCAGCCUCCGCUAAAAAUAAAAUAAAAUAAAAUAAACUGCUCCGUUUCUUUUCAUAUAUACAUUUCAUUUGUCGGGGACAGAACUGGCAACACAAGCCGAAAGAUACAGCGCCCCAAAACAGGCUCUCCUUAAAAAGACUUCGAAAUGACCGGUAGCCCAUUAACAGGGCUACUAGUUGCGCUCUGCAUCUGUAGUAGUGUCCACUGUAUGCCGAAGGUCCUGGGCAGAGACAAACGCCAGGCUCAGCAUCAAAUUUAUCCUCAUUUUGACGAUGCAUCAUCUGCCCAACGAAUUCAAGACAACUGCGUUGAGAACGGUCAGUAUUAUCGAGUGAAUGAUCAGUGGGAGCGGUCCUAUCUGGGGGGCACAUUAAUCUGCACUUGUCACGGAGCAGCCGGAACUAAAUGUAAAACAAAGCCUGAAGCCGAGGAGACUUGUUAUGAUAAAAUAAACGCACGAUCGUACCGGGUUGGGGAAACCUACGAGCGCCCAAAGGAUGGGAUGAUCUGGGACUGCACGUGCAUCGGCUCCGGUCGGGGUAAAAUCAGCUGCACGAUUGCAAACCGCUGUCACGAGGGAGGCCAGUCGUAUAAGAUUGGGGACACCUGGAGGAGACCGCACGACACCGGAAGCUACAUGCUGGAGUGCGUCUGCCUGGGGAACGGCAAAGGGGAGUGGACCUGCAAGCCUGUAGCGGAGCGCUGCUAUGACAACACCGCGGGCAUGUCCUACGUGGUGGGCGAGACCUGGGAGAAGCCGUACCAGGGCUGGAUGAUGGUGGACUGCACCUGCCUGGGGGAGGGAAGUGGCCGCAUCACCUGCACAUCCAGAAACCGCUGUAAUGACCAGGACACGCGGACCUCGUACCGCAUCGGAGACACGUGGAGCAAGACGGACGCGCGCGGGAACGUCCUGCAGUGCCUGUGCACGGGGAACGGCCGCGGCGAGUGGAAGUGCGAGAGACACGCCUCCCUGCACACCAACAGCGUGGGCACUGGAUCUCGCGUUGUGACCAGCAUCCAGCCGGCAGUGUUCCAGCCCCUGCCCCACCCGGAGCCCCCCUUGGAGGGCGCCUGCAAGACGGACUCGGGCGUGGCCUACUCCCUGGGCAUGCGCUGGGUCAGGACCCAGGGCAGCAAGCAGAUGCUGUGCACCUGCCUGGGCAACGGCGUCAGCUGCGAGGAGUGGGACGGGCACACGCAGGUGUACGGGGGGAACUCCAACGGGCAGCCCUGUGUCUUCCCCUUCGUCUCGAGCGGGAAGACGUACUACUCCUGCACCUCGGAGGGCCGCGGCGACGGGCUGCAGUGGUGCAGCACCACCUCCAACCACGACGCCGAGAAGCAGUACUCCUUCUGCACCUCCAAGAACGCGGUGCUCGUGACCACCAGAGGAGGCAACUCCAACGGGGCGCUGUGCCAGUUCCCCUUUCUGUACAACGGGCGCAACUACACCGAGUGCACCACGGACGGGCGGCAGGACGGCAUGAAGUGGUGCGGCACCACCACCGACUACGACAGCGAGAAGCGCUUCGGCUUCUGCCCCAUGGCCGCCCACGAGGAGGUGUGCACAACCAGCGAGGGGGUCAUGUACCGCGUGGGCGACCAGUGGGACAAGCGGCACGACGUGCUGGGUCACAUGAUGCGCUGCACCUGCACGGGGAACGGGCGGGGCGAGUGGACCUGUAUCGCUUACUCCCAGCUGAGAGACCAGUGCAUUGUGGACGGGCUGACCUACGAGGUGAAUCACACCUUCACCAAGCGGCACGAUGAGGGCUACAUGAUGAACUGCACCUGCUUUGGCCAGGGGCGGGGCCGCUGGAAGUGUGACGCCAUUGACCAAUGCCAGGAGCCGGACACCAAAGCGUUCUACCAGAUCGGCGAGACCUGGGACAAGCACAUUCAGGCCAUCCGCUACCGGUGCACGUGCUACGGCAACGGCAUCGGGGAGCUGAGCUGCGAGCCGCAGAACUACCCAGGUGGCCCGGUCCAGGUGAUCAUCACCGAGGCUGGAAACCAGCCCAACUCCCACCCCAUUCAGUGGAACACCUCCCCCUCCACCCACAUCGUGCAGUACAUCCUCAAGUGGAGAAUGAAAAACAGCCACCACGUAUGGAGAGAGGUGAUCAUCCCUGGCCACGUGAACUCCUACACCAUCGGGGGGCUCAAACCGGGCAUCACCUACGAGGGUCAGCUGAUCAGCAUCCUGCGCUACGGCCCGCAGGAGGUCACCCGCUUCGACUUCACCACCAACGCCAACUCGCUGAUCGGGAUCAUCUCGCAAGGGGAGACCACCCCGCCCCCCGUCAUGGUGGACACCUCCGAAUCGGUGACGGAGAUCACCUCCAGCAGCUUCGUCAUCUCCUGGGUGUCGGCGUCCGGCACGGUGUCCGGGUUCCGGGUGGAGUACGAGCUGAGCGAGGAGGGCGCCAAGCCCACCGUGCUGGACCUGCCGCGCACUACCACCUCCGUCAACAUCGCCGAGCUGCUGCCCGGGCGCAAGUACACCGUCAACGUCUACGAAGUGACCGACGAGGGCAAGAACCUCAUCCUCACCACCUCCCAGACCACAGCUCCCGAUGCCCCAACCAAUGAAGUGGUGAAGGAGGUCGAAGAGAAGUCUAUAGUGGUCACCUGGUCCAAGCCCCUGGCACCAAUCACAGGGUACCGCGUGGUGUACACCCCGUCGGUAGAGGGCAGCAGCACGGAGCUCACCCUGCCCAACACCGCCACCUCCGUGACCUUGAGCGACCUUCGACCCGGCCUGCUCUACAACAUCAGCAUCUACGCCGUGGAGGAGAACCAGGAGAGCGAGCCCGUCCUCAUACAGGUCAACACCGCGGGAGAGCCACUGCCUGAGCCAGCCGCAGCCCCGACCAACCUGCAGUUCGCGGAGGUGACCGAGGACAGGAUCAUUGUCACCUGGAGCGGCCCCGCCGGCGCCGUGUCGGGGUACCGCGUGAGCUACGCGCCCGUGGGCCCCGGGGGUACCCCGCAGGAGCAGGUCCGGCUGCCCGUCACGCGGAGCGCCUACGCCGUGGCGACCUCCCUGCGGCCCGGGACCCUCUACCGCUUCUACGUUUACACCGUCCACGAGGGCGUGGAGAGCCCCCCUCUGGUGGGGGAGCACGCCACCAGGCCGGACGCCCCCACGGGCUUGAGCUUCGCCAACGUGACCGACGAGGGCGCGGUGGUGAUCUGGGCGGUCCCCAGGGCCAGCGUCACGGGGUACCGCCUGGUCCUGACGGAGGGCUCCGGCCCCAGGACGUUCCGGGUCCCGGCGACGCAGUCCCGGUACAUCCUGCAGAGCCUGCAGCCGGAGACCGAGUACACCGUCACCCUGUACUCCGAGAGGGACGGCGUGGUCAGCGAGGGCGUCAGCAGCAGCUUCACCACCGCCCAGCCGAUAGGAAACGCUCCUCGAUUCCACACCGAUGUCACGGACUCCUCCAUCAUCAUCUCCUGGACCCCGGUGCCCAGUUACGGGUUCAAGCUGACUGUGAGGCCCAGCCAGGGUGGCGAGGGCACCCGGGAGGUGACCUCCGACUCGGGCAGCAUCUACAUCUCGGGCCUGACCCCCGGGGUGGAGUACACCUACGUCAUGCAGCCGGUCGUCAGCGGGCAGAACCACGGCCCCCCCGUCACCCGCCACAUCACCACCCGCCUGUCUCCUCCCACCGACCUCACCGUGCACUCCAACGCCAACACGGGAGAGCUCACGGUCCGGUGGAGGGACUCCACCACCCCCGACAUCACAGGGUACCGCGUGACCUGCAACCCAACCAGUGGGCAGCACGGGAAUUCUCUGGAGGAGUUCGUGAAGAUGGGGCAGACCUCCUGCACCCUGGACAACCUGAGCCCAGGGGUGGAGUACAACGUCAGCGUCUUCACCGUGAAGGACGACAUGGAGAGCGAGCCCGUCUCCACCACCGUUACCCAAGCGCUGGACUCCCCCACCGGCCUGGACUUCUCCGAGGUGUACACCAACUCCUUCACCGUCCACUGGGCGGCGCCGCGCGCCUUCAUCACGGGCUACCGGAUCCGCUACCAGCCGGCCAGCGGCGGGCGGGUGAGGGAGGACAGGCUGCCCCCGUCCCGCACCCACUUCACCCUGACGGGCCUGGUGCCCGUCACGCUGUACGUCAUCCAAAUCUACGCCGUGAGCGGCUCGCUGGAGAGCCCGCCCCUCACCGGCCAGCAAGCCACCAUUUCAGACGCCCCUACUGACCUGGAGGUGGCCACCUCCACCCCCACCAGCAUCACCAUCCGCUGGGACGCCCCCCCUGUCACUGUGCGGUACUACAGGAUCACCCACGGAGAGACAGGCGGACUCAGCCCCCCGAAAGAGUUCACCGUCCCGGGCUCCCAGUCCCAGGCCACCAUCCACAGCCUGCGGCCCGGCACCGACUACACCAUCACCGUGUACGCCGUCACCGGGAGGGGGGACAGCCCCGCCACCAGCACCCCCAUCUACAUCACCUACAAGACAGACAUCGAGUCUCCCACAGACAUGAAGGUGACCGACGUGAAAGACAACACCAUCACGGUCCGCUGGACGCCCGCAAAGGGCCCCGUCACGGGAUACAGGGUCACCGGGGUCCCCAAAAAUGGCCAAGGUCCCUCUUUCUCCCAGGAGGUGGGCCCCGAUAAGACAGAGAUGACCUUCUCCGGCCUGAUGCCCACGGUGGAGUACGAGCUGAGCGUGUUCGCUCUGGGCCAGAACGGGGAGAGCCCACCGCUCGUGGAGACCGCAGUCACCACUGUGGACCACCCCAAAGACCUGACGUUCUCGGACGUGGACUCCACCUCGCUGCGCAUCUCCUGGGACGCCCCCGACGGGGCGGUGACCUCGUACAGGGUGCUGUACUCCAGCCCGGAGGAGAGGGAGCGCGAGCUGUACCCCGCCCCGCAACCCAGCCAGGAGACGGCCGUGCUGCGGAGCCUCCGGCCCGGCACAGAGUACACCGUCAAGGUCAUCGCCCUGCACGGCCGCAACCCCAGCCCCCCGCUGGUGGGGACGCAGGCCACCGCCAUCCCGGCCCCCACGCACCUGAACUUCCCCAGCGUGGGCCCCUCGGACGUGGUCGUCUCCUGGCACCCCCCCAACGCCCGCCUCACGGGCUACCGCGUGGUCAUCAACCCCAAGACCGCCACCGGCCCCGCCAAGGAGAUCAACGUGGCCCCCGACACCACGCGGGCGUCCGCCACGGGACUCAUGGUAUCCACCACGUAUGUGGUGCAGGUCUACGCACUGAAGGGCUCCCUCACCAGCCGUCCCGCGCAAGCGGAGGUCACCACUCUGGAGAACAUCGGCCCCCCUCGCCGCGUGCGCAUCCAAGAAGUGAAGGACUCCUCGAUCACGCUCACCUGGCGCACCACUACUGCGCCCUCCACUGGCUUCCUCAUUGAAACCACGCCCGUCACUGGUAGCCACGCCCCCAUCAAGAGCACCAUCUCACCGGAGCUCCGGUCCCACACCAUCACUGGUUUGGAGCCGAGCACCUCCUACACCAUCCACAUUUACACCCUGAACGGAGUGGGUCGCAGCGCCCCCUUCACCCUCACCACCAGCACAGGGAAGUCGCUGGUGGACGCUCCCACGAACCUCCGCUUCACAUCUCUGACCCCCAGCACCGUCUCCUUCACCUGGACGCCCCCUAGCGCCCCCAUCACUGCGUACGACAUCACCUACGAGGAGUCCGGGAGGUUCCCCCAGAAGCUCACCCCUGCACCCCACUCUGGAAGCACCUAUGCCACCAUCACCGGUUUACGCCCAGGCACUGAGUACAUCAUUAAGAUCACUGCCAUACAGAACACCCACAGAAGCGUACCUCUUGUGGGCAAGGCCAGAACUCAGCCCAGCGCCUCCGUGCUGGUCCCGCAGCUCCCCAAUCCCUUCCGGCCCGUCCCGGACAUCCUGGACGUGCCCGAGGACGUGCCCAGCCUCAAGGACAACCAGGUGCACCUGGGCACCAACGGGCGCAACACGGUGGGCCAGCAGGGCCAGCACAUCUACACCGAGUACCAGAACCAGGGCAACCACCGCCCGGGCCAGCCGCUGCCGCCCCAGCUGCGCGAGCCCCAGGUCUACAUCCCCCAGUCGGGCCCGGACGGGGCGCGCGUGCCCGUGGUGCGGGUCAACGAGAGGUUCUUCCCAGGCUACGCCUUCGGCUUCCCCGGCAACGACAGCGGGCUCCCCCAGGAGGCCCUCACCCGGACCAGCAUCACCUGGCAACCGCAGCAGCACAGCAACGAGUACCUGGUCUCCUGCCACCCCCUCAACCCCCACGACGACAAGGUGUACCAGGCUCACCUGCCUGGGACCUCCACUGGGGCUACUCUCAUAGGCCUGACGUCCGGAGCGUCCUACAGGGUGGUGGUCGAGGGUCUGAACGGAGAGCGCAGGAGCACCGUGCUGGAGAAGGUCAUCACCAUCGGCGACACAGUUUCAGAGGGCGUGGCCUCCCAGCCGGACAUGUGCUACGACACCUUCACCACCACGUACCACCAGGUGGGGGCAGAGUGGGAGCGCAUGUCUGACACAGGCUUCAAGCUCUGGUGCACGUGCCUGGGCCUGGGCAGCGGUCAUUUCCGCUGCGACUCAUCCAAGUGGUGUCAUGACAACGGCCUCAACUACCGUAUCGGCGAGAAGUGGGAGCGGCACGCGGAGAACGGUCACAUGAUGAGCUGCACCUGCCUGGGCAACGGGAAGGGCGAAUUUAAGUGCGAGCCACACGAGUCCACCUGCUAUGACGAUGGGAAGACGUACCAUGUGGGGAACCAAUGGCAGAAAGAGUACCUGGGAGCCAUCUGCACUUGCACCUGCUACGGAGGACAGCAGGGCUGGCGUUGUGAGAACUGCCGUCGCCCUGGCGGAGAUGUGAACGUGGACCUCGUACAUCCUGUUCGCACAGACGUGGUAGACCGCUACAGACAAAACACUCUGCGCAAAGUGAAUAUCCAUUGCCCAGUCGAGUGCCUCAGACCAGAGCUACUUGCAGAUGCUGACACAGACAAUCCAAGGGAGUAAAUGGACCACCACCACCCCCUAAGAAAACCGAAAACACAGCACCCUUUUUCCCAGGGCACUCCUAACUUGAGACCGUCCUAACACCUGUGUACCGUCAUACACACCCCCUCAUUCCCUGACCACACCCUUACCACGCCCUAGCCAUGCCCAGGGAUCUCUACCCCACAUCCCUCUGCAGCUCCACCUAAGGUGCUUGUUCAGAAAGGGCUUUCUUUGUGUAUUUGUCAUCUUGUUCAUUUCAAUUCUGUUUUUCCUCCCUCUUUGAGACACUGUAAAGAAAAAAAAGAGAAGAGCCCGUUCCCUGUAAAAUGUCCCCAGUGUUUCUGCCCCCCAAGCCUGUGGAGUUUUCAUUUUGGGAGGUUCUUGCCCCACAAAGAUGCCUGUGGGUGGGUGGUAGUAGGGAGGACCCCUGUGGGUGAGUGUAGUGUAGUUUGGGGACCCCUGUGGGUGAGCGUUAGUGUUGUUUGGGGAACCCUUUGGGUGAGUGGUAGUUUGAGGGACCCCUGUGGGUAAGUGGUAGUUUGGGGGACCCCUGUGGGCGAGUGGAUGGUAGUGUAGUUUGGCAGACCCCGGUGGUUGAGCAUUAGUGUAGUUUGGGUUACCCCUGUGGGUGAGUGGUAGUUUGGGGGACCCCUGUGGGUGAGUGGUAGUUUGGGGGACCCUUGUGGGUGAGUGGUAGUUUGGGGGACCCCUGUGGGUGAGUGGUAGUUUGGGGGACCCUUUGGGUGGGUGUUAGUUUGGGGAACCCCUGUGGGUGAGUGUUAGUGUAGUUUUGGGGACCCCUGUGGGUGAGUGGUAAUUUGGGGGACCCCUGUGGGUGAGUGUUAGUGUAGUUUUGGGGACCCCUGUGGGUGAGUGGUAAUUUGGGGGACCCCUGUGGGUGAGCGUUAGUGUAGUUUUGGGGACCCCUGUGGGUGUGAGCAUUCAGGAACACCUCCCAUCCCGUAACUCCCAAUCUCCUGUCUGAAACAGUGGCCCUGUGCCUGCCGCAUUCUGAAAUAUAACGAUGAUACUUUUUAGAAAUGCCCUCUUAUGUUUUUUUCCAUACCGCCAUACUUAACUGUCACACUGUUCUUUACUUGCGUGAGGAAGCUCAGAAAUGAAGGUCUGAUUGUCUGCAUAUGCACGUGUUUGCAUACAGCCUCCUUCCCCACGGGGUUUGUGUUCUUUGCUCGGUGCAGUGGGCUCUUCUCAGAGUGUGGGACCAUUUCUGACAGACACCCAAUUUUCUACACUGAUUUGGGUCGUAAUUUUUCAGACCUUCAAAUCUUUUAUUUAUCCCUUUUUAACCAGGCAUUCUGUGUAAAAGCAAAAUUUUGGGGUGUAAACUUUCUUUUUAUUUUUAUACUGUAGGCGCAAAAGUCUUUACUACUGUGGACAGAAAUCCCCUUUUUAAUAAAGUUCUACAAAGAACCAAA
Messenger RNA from Anguilla rostrata (American eel), 8537 nucleotides. RefSeq names its product fibronectin-like. Bases 235 to 7119 code for a protein of 2294 amino acids. Gene Ontology annotation, molecular function: proteoglycan binding; extracellular matrix structural constituent; integrin binding. Gene Ontology annotation, cellular component: extracellular region. NCBI's taxonomy places the organism in Eukaryota, Metazoa, Chordata, Actinopteri, Anguilliformes, Anguillidae. The record is from RefSeq and is a predicted model, not a curated record. The transcript is spliced from 43 exons. Gene Ontology annotation, biological process: cell-substrate junction assembly; cell-matrix adhesion; nervous system development.